Messenger RNA from Dioscorea cayenensis subsp. rotundata (Guinea yam), 823 nucleotides. RefSeq names its product RNA polymerase-associated protein LEO1. Bases 66 to 650 code for a protein of 194 amino acids. NCBI's taxonomy places the organism in Eukaryota, Viridiplantae, Streptophyta, Magnoliopsida, Dioscoreales, Dioscoreaceae. The transcript has a single exon. The record is from RefSeq and is a predicted model, not a curated record.
AUCCCACUAAUUAUAACCAUCGUAUAAUCGGAUUCCCCCCGCACACAGAGCCUUGCUAAGCUAAGAUGAGUGGAGACACGAAGCGGGGCCUGAAGAAGAAGAAGGAUGGCGAUGCGGAGGUGGACGAGCUCCUGCGCCAAACCGAGGAUGAUCUCCUCCUCAAGCUCAGCGUCAACGCCCACACCGUCUCCGACUCAUCCUUGGACUCCGAUUUAGCCCGCCGCUUCCAAGCCCUUAAAUCGCCUGCGGCCUUGGCUCCGAUCUCGUCCAAGCCAAGAGAAGGAAAAGGUAAGCCGGAGAAUGAAGAGGAUGCGGAGCGACAGAGGAUCCUUGGAGACGAUCUAUCUGCGAGGUUCGCAGCGCUAAAGGGUUGCUCUUCAGAGGCAAAUCAAAGUCCAUCGCAGUCCAAGAUGAUGAUGGAAAUUGGGGGUUCUGAUGCGGAGGAUGAUGAGGUUGAGAAGGUUAUGCGAUGGGCCAUUGACGCGGCACGGCUUGAUCCUUCGAAAGGCGGCGAUGAUGAUGAUGAUGAUGAUGAUGUGGAGGUUUCUGAUGAUGAGGAGAUUGCGAAGAAGGUUUCUGAUGAUGAGGAGAUCGCGAAGAAGGAGAGAAACAAAGGCAAGGGGAAGCCCAAGAAAUGGUUUUUCUUUUGAUUUCAUGCUUGCCCUAAUUAUAUGAGAUCUCAUCUGAGAAUUGGAAUUGCUCUGCUUGAGAGUUGGGAUCCUUUUUUCUAUAUAUUAUAAAGAGUAUAUAUAUAUAUAUACUUAUAUAUUCAAAUACUAUGUAAAUUGUAUUUAUACAACACAAAAUCACUCGGUGUUGGUUC